UGAGAAUUGGCAGGUAUGAGACCGUUGCGGCAGCAUUGGAGCAGCUGAGCCUGGGACACGCACAAGCAUACGAUAAAUAUGUCUCAAACCGGGAGAUGCCGAGGCCAGGCCAGGCACUGGGACUGGAUGAGUGAGAAGAGAUGUAAGUUACUAUUCCUGGUGGCCUCUCAUAGCAUCAAAGUUCAUCUUGCUUGGUCAAGCGCGAUAAGACGAAAAGAAGACAGAAGACAGGGACGUUACUCCGCAUGGCCGCCGCCACAGGCACUCGGCCAUGCUGUUGACGUCGUCCCGUCGGCUGUCGUGCCCAUGUCCAUUGAUACUGUGGUUUAUUCUCCAAACCAAGUUGUGGGCAAUGCUCCGAGACUGUGCCGUCAAGAAGGCGGCGUCUCCAGGGAUGUAGCUGGCAACUGUCAAUUGAGAGAUGACUUGACAGAGGAUGUUGAGGCGAUCACUGAGGUAUGUAGUUAGUUGUGGCCUGGGGUUAUGUGUUGAUAGAUGUUGCGCAUAAGGCGGCUACGUAGAGCUGUGCCCAGAUAAGGCGAAUUGGAUGAUGCUGGCUAGUAUGGUAUGGCAUGGUAUGUGCCUAGUGAUCCCGGAUCGAUCGCGUUACAUUGGCCGAUGCAUUGUUAGUCGAC
This is a messenger RNA of Fusarium verticillioides 7600, 635 nucleotides long. RefSeq lists its product as hypothetical. The coding region runs from base 79 to 468 and encodes 129 amino acids. The transcript has a single exon. The record is from RefSeq and is a predicted model, not a curated record. Lineage: Eukaryota; Fungi; Ascomycota; Sordariomycetes; Hypocreales; Nectriaceae.